This is a messenger RNA of Diachasmimorpha longicaudata, 2716 nucleotides long. RefSeq names its product general transcription and DNA repair factor IIH helicase subunit XPB (gene hay). The record is from RefSeq and is a predicted model, not a curated record. The transcript is spliced from 3 exons. Gene Ontology annotation, molecular function: hydrolase activity; 3'-5' DNA helicase activity; DNA binding. Bases 174 to 2549 code for a protein of 791 amino acids. Gene Ontology annotation, cellular component: nucleotide-excision repair factor 3 complex; transcription factor TFIIH holo complex; transcription preinitiation complex. NCBI's taxonomy places the organism in Eukaryota, Metazoa, Arthropoda, Insecta, Hymenoptera, Braconidae. Gene Ontology annotation, biological process: transcription initiation at RNA polymerase II promoter; nucleotide-excision repair.
CCCAUUAUGUAUUUGCGUGCAACGAGCCUAACGGUAGAUGUUUGUGUGUUCUGAACAGCUCUUAUUGCCAUUUUCAUAUUUGUAAUGUGACUUUGUUUAUGAAAAGCGAGUUAUGUGAUCAUGUGAAAUAAUAAUUAUAUCAGCAAAAUAAAUUUAUAAUCAGAACAGGAACAAUGGGACCUCCUAAACGUGUGAGAAAAGACGACCGAGGAAAAUGGAAAAAAAGAAAGGAAGAAGAGGAGUACAACGAGGAGGAUUUCGGUGAUGGAUUGGAUACCGAGGGUAUCCCAGAUGCGGCGAAGAAUGACGUCGAGAAAUUGGACGAGAAUGCCCUGGAGGAUGAGUUCGGUGCCAAAGACUACAGAUCUCAAAUGAUACUAAAGCCAGAUAAUACUUCCCGACCCCUCUGGGUGGCUCCAAAUGGCCACAUUUUCCUGGAAUCAUUUUCCCCAGUUUAUAAACAUGCUCACGACUUCCUGAUCGCCAUAUCUGAGCCAGUAUGUCGACCAGAGCACAUUCAUGAAUACAAAUUAACAGCUUAUUCACUGUACGCUGCUGUUAGUGUUGGCCUCCAGACUCAUGAUAUUAUUGAAUACCUGAAGAGACUCAGCAAAACGAGUAUUCCUGAUGGUAUCGUGGAGUUCAUACAGCUGUGUACUUUGUCGUAUGGAAAAGUAAAACUAGUCUUAAAGCACAACAAAUACUUCGUCGAGUCGCCCUAUCCCGACGUCCUCCAAAAGCUCCUGAAAGACCCGGUGAUUCAAGAAUGUCGUCUGCGCAAGGCAGUCGAUGAAACCGACAAAGACGUCCUCAUAACAAAUAUCCAAGGUAAGAACAAAGCCCUCCAGUUCGGUGGCAAAUCCGUUCCCGAGACAAAUCCUGGAGCUUCAGCAGGCCCGGACGGCUCGACUGACAUUUCCGAGGCAUCAGCCAUCCCCGAGGACAUCACGACGUUCUACGACAAAAUCGAUAAAGAGGACGAAGACGAGGAGGAAGAGCAGCAGUUGAAGACCGUAAGUUUCGAAGUGAAUCAGGAGAAAAUCGAAGUCAUCCAGAAGAGGUGCAUCGAGCUGGAGUAUCCGCUGCUGGCAGAGUACGAUUUCAGAAAUGAUACGGUGAACCCAGACAUCAACAUCGACCUGAAGCCCUCGGCUGUUCUUCGGCCGUACCAGGAGAAGAGCCUUCGUAAGAUGUUUGGAAAUGGUCGAGCUAGAUCAGGAGUAAUUGUCCUACCCUGUGGUGCAGGAAAGAGUUUAGUUGGGGUGACAGCCUGUUGUACAGUUCGUAAACGAGCCCUAGUUCUCUGCAACUCUGGUGUAUCAGUGGAGCAGUGGAAGCAGCAGUUUAAGAUGUGGUCGACCGCUGAUGAUUCGAUGAUCUGUCGUUUCACCAGUGAAGCAAAGGACAAACCAAUGGGAUGUGGAAUCCUCGUGACAACUUAUUCCAUGAUAACUCAUACCCAGAAGAGGUCCUGGGAGGCUGAGCAAACCAUGAAAUGGCUGCAGGAACAGGAGUGGGGUAUCAUGGUGCUGGACGAGGUGCACACAAUACCAGCUAAAAUGUUCAGAAGAGUCCUGACAAUUGUUCAGUCCCAUUGUAAACUGGGUCUGACUGCCACACUCCUUCGAGAAGAUGACAAAAUAGCAGAUUUGAAUUUUUUGAUUGGUCCAAAGCUCUACGAGGCUAAUUGGCUUGAGCUGCAGAAGAGGGGAUUCAUUGCCAGGGUUCAGUGUGCUGAGGUCUGGUGUCCAAUGACUCCAGAAUUUUAUCGUGAAUAUUUGUGCUGUAAAAUGACGAGGAAAUUGCUUCUCUAUGUCAUGAAUCCUAAUAAAUUCAGGGCCUGUCAGUAUCUGAUCAAAUACCAUGAGAGGAGGGGCGACAAGACAAUUGUCUUCUCCGAUAACGUCUUCGCCCUCAAGCACUACGCCAUAAAGAUGAAUAAACCCUACAUUUAUGGGCCUACCAGUCAGAAUGAGAGAAUUCAAAUUCUCCAAAAUUUCAAGUUCAACGUCAAAGUGAAUACGAUUUUCGUGAGUAAAGUUGCCGACACAUCUUUCGAUCUGCCUGAGGCCAAUGUUUUGAUACAGAUAUCAUCGCAUGGAGGGUCUAGGAGGCAGGAAGCCCAGAGAUUGGGGAGAAUUCUUCGAGCUAAAAAGGGAGCGAUUGCAGAGGAGUACAACGCGUUCUUCUACACUCUUGUCUCUCAAGACACUAUGGAGAUGAAUUACUCCCGAAAGAGACAGCGAUUCCUUGUUAAUCAGGGAUAUGCUUAUAAGGUCAUUACGAAACUUGCUGGGAUGGAUGGUGAGCCUGAUAUGUUUUACAAGACAAGGGAGGAACAGGGACAGCUUCUACAGCAAGUUCUGUCAGCCAGUGAUACUGAUGCUGAUGAAGAGAGAAUUCCUGGAGAGGGACCCAAAAUUAUUCGAAAGGUUGGAAACUUGGCGUCAUUGUCUGGAGCUGAUGAUGCGGUUUAUUACGAGUACAAGAAGUCAGCGUCGUCGUCGACUGCUAACAAGCAUCCGUUGUUCAAGAAGUUCAGAGGAUGAUGACAAGAUAUUUGUAUUUAUUAGAAAUAAAUUUUUUUCAUUUAGAACAAUCCAUGAGAGUGGACUUUUCGUUGAUAUUAUUGAAUUCGAUAAAUUCGAUUGCAUCUGGCCAGAUGUUAAGGGUUCGUCUCAUGCUCAAUAAAUAAAGAAUAAAUAAAUGAAAAAAU